AUGCGCAGCUCCGUCAUUGCGAUAUUGAGCUGCUUCAUCCUGCUGACCACCGUCGCUGCCACCCUGCGCCGCAGCCCGCGACCGAACAACGACGUCACCAUCGCCGCGCCGGCCCAGCCAGCACGCUUACCACCCCAGCGCCUCCUCACCAUGCCCGGUGACGGCAACGACGGCCACCCCGUGCAGCUCGCCGUGCGCCUCAGCGACACGCUGGGCUCCAACCGCGCGCUGUCCACCUUCUCGUCGUUUGCGCGGCGGGACGCGGCCGCCGACGAGCGCCUGGCCAGCGACGUCGCCCGCACCACCGUCCUCGCGCCGCUCAACUCGGCCGUCGAGGCGCUGCCCCGCAAGCCGUGGGAGAAGGAGGGCGACGGCGGGGCCUCCACGUACGAGGGCCCGGACGGCAAGGAUCGCGCGGACGCGAACCUCGACCGCUUCGUGGAGGCGCACAUGGUCACCCGCAGCCCCUGGCCGGCGGGCGAGAGGGCCAAGACGAUGGCGGGCACGGAGGUCUGGUGGGAGGAGCGUGGGGAUGGCAAGCGCGUGGUGAUGCCGGACGAGGUCGAGGUGGACAAGGUGGCGAUCGAGGUGGGCAACGGCCAGCUGUGGAUUAUCAAAGCUGUCUUAAAGUUUGAGUGA
This is a messenger RNA of Cordyceps fumosorosea ARSEF 2679, 639 nucleotides long. RefSeq names its product FAS1 domain protein. The transcript is spliced from 2 exons. The record is from RefSeq and is a predicted model, not a curated record. The coding region runs from base 1 to 639 and encodes 212 amino acids. Lineage: Eukaryota; Fungi; Ascomycota; Sordariomycetes; Hypocreales; Cordycipitaceae.